Molecule: messenger RNA, 378 nt
Organism: Bactrocera tryoni
Lineage: Eukaryota; Metazoa; Arthropoda; Insecta; Diptera; Tephritidae
Exons: 3
Coding region: 1-378 (125 amino acids)
Source: RefSeq, a predicted model, not a curated record
AUGGAUGAUGAUGUUGCGAUUAGUACGCUCAGUCGGCCCAUUAUGUUGACCAUAAUUCGAGCGAAGUUUACUAAACAUAAUAUCCAAGUUUGGUUUUUCAUGCUAUGCUUUGCCGUCACCCUUGUAUGGGCGCGUCCACAACGCUAUGCACACAUCGCAGUUAUCGAAAAUGAUGCAUAUGAACAGACCUUACCUAACGCGCUGAGAAAUCCCUUCUACAAAACGCCUCGAGUGCGCGAGGCACUAGCCAAAUCCAGCUGGUUCGGACCGGGCGAGGAGCCGGUAUAUGAUCGGCAAGCGGAGAAAAUACCACGCGCUGAGAUCUACAACGUGCUCGCACAUGCCGGGUUCAUCAAUCGGAGAGGAAAAUUAAUUUAA